Molecule: messenger RNA, 2410 nt
Organism: Drosophila eugracilis
Lineage: Eukaryota; Metazoa; Arthropoda; Insecta; Diptera; Drosophilidae
Gene: Parp16
Product: protein mono-ADP-ribosyltransferase Parp16
Exons: 1
Coding region: 1168-2226 (352 amino acids)
Biological process (GO): endoplasmic reticulum unfolded protein response
Cellular component (GO): endoplasmic reticulum tubular network; membrane; nuclear envelope
Molecular function (GO): protein serine/threonine kinase activator activity; kinase binding
Source: RefSeq, a predicted model, not a curated record
GAAACUUAGCCAUAUUAAUAACAUUGCAGCAGGCACCCCCGAAAAAAAAACCCGCCAACGAGAAAAAAGAGGGUUAAAUGACGUCAAAAGUUUAUCUGGGAUGGGGGGGAAGAAAAGUUGCCACGGCUGUUUGGGCUCUGAUUUAUGCCGCCGAAUGCCAGGAGACGCCUUCAACGACGCAACGCAACAGUUGCAACUCUCUUAAUGUCGGCGUUUAUUUGAAUAAACUCCAACUUUGAUUUCACAGGCAGGCGAGCACGGCACGGCAAAAAGUUGCAAACUUUUUCGGUUAACUGAUUUCCACACAGACCCACCUGCAGCCUCUCCACUUUUGUUCACUGGCUUUUUCACACAGAGAAAAGAGAGUGGGAAAAACAAAAAAAUUAUUUCGUUCUCGCGCCCCCCAGGAGACUCAUAAUUUAGCGGGAGUAUAUCAAUAAAUUACGCAUGCAGCAGCAGGUGGAGAGACCCGAUGGCCGGGGUUUUGCUGCCAGAGAUAAAAGUAUUGAAAAAGUAUCCAAUUAACUGCGUAGCUAUGUCUGGUAGUAUGAGUAUGAUGCAACUUUGACCAUUCCAACCCAAUCUGGAGGGGUGGCUGCUUCAUCUCAUCUCGGAUCUCGGUCCCAGGUUAAGUCACCCCCAAAACAUAAGGUGAGCGUCAGGCAUCAAGUGGCAGACAGCAGGCAUCAGGCAUUCGACAUCAGGCUCCAUUAAUCAAUUACAGCCCAACCAGGCAACCACCCACAGCAGUUACCCAACCAUAACCCAUCCGGAGAUCACACUUGCCAACUGUUACUAUGCAGGCACUGGAAGAAACUAGAUGUAAGUCUAAAGGUUAUCUUUAAAUUAGAAAUAAGUCUCACGAAUACGACUUAAAUGUCAAAAUUGCUUGUCAAAAAUUGCUAAUUUUUUCGAAUGCUAAUAAAUAUUCUUAGAAAACGCAACCAAAAUCUCCAAGUUCUUUCUUUGAGUGCAUUUUCCAGGACAAAAUUCAAUCUCCUGCAACCAGUGCGGGGCAUUCAUCCGACCUGCCACCUGGGCGACACACUUCAUUCGAUUGUCGAGAUUGUCGGAGGCUUAGAUUGAUGCCCGACGGCUUGCCGAAAAACUCUGCGAAACAAUUUCAAAAUUUCAGUCUCUCUGAAGGGAAAUCAAAAUCGAGUGAAAAUGACUCUGCUCACAGGAGCCACAUCCGUGGGAUUUCAAAGUCACAGGCCAGCCAAGUUGAUCAACUGGCGACGCUUAGCCGCCCUUCUCCCACAACCCAACUCGGGAUCAUCGAAUUUAAAAGAACUUAAUCAGGUACAGCGACGUCUUCAGGACGAUUUCCUAGGCUGUGAGGCAUUGUGGACCAUUUUCAUGGCCGCCACUUGGAGUUAUCGUUAUAGGACGCGGUUAAGACCACUUCCCAGUCGCUGGAAUAGCAUAGAUCUGCUGUGUAAUACCGUUGGAAAUACACCCAGAUUAGAUGUACUGCAAGAACAGCUCAUGCACGGCGACUAUCAGGCUUGCUCACCCAAGGUGGUCCGUUUGCUGACGGACGUCUUGGUGGAUCAAGCCGAUCUCGUGUCCUUGAGCACCCUGCGACCUUGUGAGUUCGAGGAGUUGUAUGCCCAUUUGGGUAUGCCAGCACCUAAACAACGACCCACCCAGAUCUUUGAGGUGCGAAUGGGUCGAGGAAACCAGAAAAGUGAAGCCUAUGCCCGUUUGAGGCAACAAAACAAGGAAUCCGUUCGCCUGGGCUUCUAUGGUUGCAAGUUGGAAAAGCUAUAUGCCCUGCUCAAUAGUAAUACCCUAACAAACGGGAGAAGGCUAGAGCUAACUAGCGAUGUCAAUGAAGCCCUGGCUAGAAGUAAGCCCCAAGCUGGCUUGGGUGGCUCCCGAUGUGGAUCAAUUCUUCGAUGUGUGGUUGUGGUGGAAUUUGUUUUCCAGGACAAUGAAACUAGUCCCGAUAAAAGGCAUGUGAUCAUCAAGGAUGCGGAUACCAUGCAGGUAUCUUAUAUACUUUUCUAUGGACAGACAUGCUCGGAACAUGCGGCUGAGAGGCAGAUGCUGCAAAUGCAACCUGCUCGGAAGUUGCUCAACUGGCUGGAAAGCCAUCAGGAUGAAGCCAUAUCCUUGGGCGUUAGCCUGAUGAUCGUCUCGUCGUUGGCUCAUUUUGGCUGCAGUUUCUUUCAAAUUUUCGCCCGAAAUGGCUUGCACGUUCUUAAGCGAGGACUUCUAUAAAAAUUGAUAAUCGUAAAGUUUUAUUUUUGGCGAACUUUAGCUAAACCUGUGACCUUGAACCUGCUGUUGCUGGGUUUUGUUACUGACUUUGGUUUUGAUUUCAAACUGAUACUGAAAGUCAGUAACAAAACUCAGUGACAGACAUCAAAGAAAUGUUUGAAAUGAAAUCGAUUUGUAUCUUUAA